Cuculus canorus (common cuckoo) is the source of this 7009-nucleotide messenger RNA. It is a transcript of the gene S1PR1, whose product is annotated as sphingosine-1-phosphate receptor 1. The transcript is spliced from 6 exons. The record is from RefSeq and is a predicted model, not a curated record. Gene Ontology annotation, cellular component: membrane. The coding region runs from base 42 to 626 and encodes 194 amino acids. Gene Ontology annotation, molecular function: oxidoreductase activity; sphingosine-1-phosphate receptor activity. NCBI's taxonomy places the organism in Eukaryota, Metazoa, Chordata, Aves, Cuculiformes, Cuculidae. Gene Ontology annotation, biological process: angiogenesis; sphingosine-1-phosphate receptor signaling pathway.
GCUGCCGGGAGCUGUAGUCCUCGCGCGGGGAGCUCGCCGGAAUGGCGGCCGCGGCGGAGGUGGGAAGGGGGGGGGGUGAGUGCCCCGCGGUGCCGCUCGCCAGUGGUCGCGCCAUCCCGGUGCUGGGGCUCGGCACUUCCCAUCAAGGUGGUUGUUCUCACGAUGCUGUGGUCUACGCACUACAAGAAUGUGGCAUUCGUCAUAUUGACACCGCAAAAAGAUACGGCUGUGAAUCUCUCCUCCAAAAAGCCAUCAAAGAGAGUGGUGUGAAGCAAAAGGACCUCUGGAUAACUACCAAACUGUGGCAUAGUGAUUAUGGCUAUGAAAACAAGAAGAAAGCCUGGUUGGAGUCUUGUGAAAGACUUGGUGUUGAAUAUCUUGAUCUUUAUUUAAUACACUGGCCUGGUGCAAAUAUACCAGGUAAAAGCAAUCGAGAGGUCCGAGCUGAAACCUGGAGAGCAAUGGAGGAGCUCUAUGAGAAAGCUUUCACUUCAACUGAAAUUCUUCUUUUUAAUGGAUUCACAUCUCAGUUGCAUUCGUUUGUGCAGAUCAAUUGGUGUAAGCAACUUUCUUAUCAGUCAUCUCGAGCAAUUAAAGGAAGACUGUGUGAUUACUCCACAUGUUAAUCAGUUUUCUGCUUACAGCUGUGCUGGAAGUUCAUGUUCCCAUUCCUACUACCUCCUGCCACUGAAAGUAUGCUUAUGCUCACAGAGGACUGGGAGCUGGAAUGGAUGAAGUGCAGGCAUGUGCUUUUCCCCUUUGUACAGGUGGGGAGGAUUUCUGUCAGCUCUUUGUGGUUUAAUGUCAUAAACAGCCACAAAAAGGUUGCUCAGAGCGUGACUGUCAGAACCUAACAUCUCUGACUUUUACUUUCCACUACACUAAAGGUUACUAAAGGACAAUUGAAAUUAACAUUAAAAUAACCUAAACCCAUAUAAAAUAUUUAAGUUCAUUUAUUCAAAGUAAGACAUUGAAAUAUGUCUCAAGAUGGGCAGGUUGAUGACUGUUUAAGAAUCAGUCAGUUUGACGAAGUUAAUUGUGUCUCCUUUUCAGAAAUAUACAUCUUCCAAAUCUUACUGGAGUUUGGCCUUUGUCAUUAUGGUCUGUUAAAUGCCUUUCACUGUCCUACUAAGUCACUGCAAGGAAAAAAAAAUGUAAUCUUGGCUUUGUUUUGAAAUUUCCUCUGGCCCCAAUGUAAAAAUGUUACCAGUCUUACUGUGUCAGUAGUGUUAAUGGAGAAAGGUUGUUUCUUGAUGCUAUUUGACAACAUCUCUCAUUCUGUGGAUGAAAAAGAGGAGAUAAAAAGUUGAUAUGGCAGUGAUACUGGAGGGAGGGUGCCUCCUCUGUAUUCAGAUAGUCAUUUCUUUGAGGUGCUGUGCAGCAUUGUUCCUAGUUACAAACAAAAAACCAGCAAUGAAAUAUCCAUGCCACUGCACACGGCUCCACUUUGAACAGUUUUGUAAUAGCCUUAAUUUACACUUUUUACAGGAAUGUUAUGAACUGUAGCUCCAUAAAUCCAGAAAAGAGUAUUUAUUCUGUUUCUUGCUUAGUGUUGGAGAGUUGCUGAAUCUGAUGAUGAGAUAACUAAGGAAUUCCUAAAUUUAAAUUGGGUGUGGAAGUGCUAUACUAAAUUCUUAUCUCGCUGUCCAGAAUUUAUAACACAAAGAUCGUUGCUGCAUUUAUGCAUAAAAUAGUGUUUUCUUUCAAUGAACUAAUUUCUACAUACAAAACGUUUGCAAAUAAUCAUUAUACACAAAGUCUAAAUAUUUAAGAAAGAAGUAAGGAAAAAUAAUUUCCUACUUAGCUUCGUAAAAUUUGCCUAAAGAAUUUAAGGUGUUCUUACAAUUGCAACAGUUCUGAUCAUAUUAAAAUUGAAAGUUAUUUUUUCCGUGAAGAGGAGAAAGUAGGAAGACAGGAGAAAAGAAGUUCUUCAUUAGACCUUUAUAGUCUUUGCAAACCAGGUAGUAAGUAAUGUUUCUAUUUCACAAACCAAGUUGUAAGUACUACCUCUCUUUAUUUCUGAAAAAAAGACAGUAUUGUAAUGACUUUUUAAGAAGUAGGAAAGGCCUGUCUUUUUAAGAAUAUAGUAUUCUUGGUAUGUAGUAGUAAGUAAGCAUGUUUUAUAUUUACAAACUAUUAUUAAAAAUAGUAUUAAACACUGUGUAAAAUCAUGAUAAGUAUUUUAUUCUAGCAUCAUGUAGAAUGAAACCUGCAGCCUAGAAGUUACAGGUUUGUAUUCCAGAGUUUGUAAUUGACUUGGCAGUAGUAAGUUUGGAUUUAUGCUCACAGAAGUUUUUGAAAGCUCUUAUGUCUGUCACUCAUUAGUGGAAAAAAGUACAUUUUAUAAGAAUGUAAUUAAUAUAUAUGUUUCAUUUAAUAAAGUGAUAACUUUGAAAGCAAAUGUGAAGGGUUCUUCUCUGAAUUCCAGGUAGGAAUGCUCAUAGAUAUUUUUUCUACUUUUAUAGAAGUGCAAAUUCCUGUGUAAUUACAUCAGAGAGAUGUAGUAAUGUUAAUAUUGCCAUUGAUAUUUAGCUAAAUUAUGUAAAUAUGUACAAGGUAGACAUGUAUUUUAGUGUUUCGAGGCAUUAAGAAACACCUGAACUGUUCCUCUAUAGACAAAGUGGUUUCUAGGCUUAGAUUUCAGUUUCAUAAAGAGAAAUAAUUGUAAGGCUGUGCAUUCCCAUUGAGAAACUGUCUGAAAGCCAAAUGCAGGGAGACAUUAUCAGGUGAAAAGAACCCACAGCAGUGUGGAAGGAGUAGGAUCUUUUGUAUACCAUCAUCUCUGGUAUGACUUUCUAGGUAUGUGCGUCAGGAUUGUUUUAGGCUCAACUUUUCCCCACUGUGCUAUGACUGCCAUAAAAAUCAGCGCUUCUGUAGAGUUCCCCUGCAGCUGGCCAAGUAGCAGCCAUGAGGAGUUUUGUAAUGCAAACUGUUUUAGUAAACAAAUGCCAGUUUUCACACAAAAAUACUCUGCCAGAAAAGAUCAAGAUCUUCCUCUACCACCAUAUGACAGACAGCCCUUGCCUGAGAAGUUUGGGGACUAAAAUAGCAAGGGUGGGGCAAGCCAGGAAGCAGGAAUUAUUUUGAGGGGAAGCACGUGCUGGCCACUCACCCAAUCCCUCUUGUAGCUCAGGAUCCUGUCCUUUGCGUUCAGAUGCUGCUAGAACGUUCCAGAAAGUUUUCACACACACAAAGAAAAUCAAUUCAGAAGUGCUUAUUUUAUUUUAUGUAUUUGAUUAUUUUAGCAUAUAUUUAAGAAGAAAAUACUUGCUGCUACAAACACACAAUGGCAUGUGCCAAAAUUCAAUUUUAGGUGUCUCCUGAUCUAGUGAAAGGCACAAAGUAUCAUCUUGAUAGGUAGGAAGUAGUUGUUGCUGUGCAUUUGUGUAUUUUGCUGUGAAACAGGCAAGUGACAUCUCAGCAUGCUGUUGUUGCUUAUUUCUGGUGUAACCUGGAGCUGCGCUGCCUAGAAAUCUUAUUAAACCAGCAGGUAAAUUCUGCUUGCAGUUGUAUUACUAAUAAAUGCUGAAAAAGUCACCUGAUCCCACCUGAUUUGUCAGCCUUUGAUCCUACAUACGUCAUUCUUCAUUUAUUAUUUUCUAGGCUAUGUUAUUUGUUACACUUAGUGUAAAGAAUGUCUACUGAAAUUGCUUAUUAGUAUUGUAAUAAUGGAGUAAUACACCCUGCUUUAACUUUCUCCCCCCACCUCAUAGUUUUGCUUAAAAACAAUGAGAAUAUUUUCUACUCAGCUGAGGUGCAAGCAAGGGAAUAACUGUAUGACCUACACACUGGUCUUACCCAUAUAAACAUGAAAUACAAAGGCUACUCAAAGGUCAAGAAACAUCAAAGGUUGAAGACAUGGAUGUGUCUGCUGCUUGAACCUUGUUCCUGAGUCUACCUAGUAAUUUAGAUCAUAGCAGCUCUAGGCUGACUCAGCCCAGCCUUGGAAGGGCAGUUUUUUUCUUAGCGCAUAUUGAAUGACUGCCAGCCUAUUGUUCCCAGCUAUUGUUGUCUGAAAAGACAACAUGUACUAAAGAUGAGAAACAGGAAAUGUUCAUUUGUCCUCUUUGUGGCCGAAGAAUUUUUCCAGAUUCCAUGUGUUGAGGUAAUUGUUAAAGAGAUAUUUUUUUCCUUCAAAAUGCGCAAUAGUGAGAUCACUGGAACAACAGUGACAGCGAGUCAGAAAAAGUACAUCACAUGAUUAUAUAUUUUAUAAAAGAAAACACUACCCAUUUUUGUUGGGAUGCAGUGGAUGGUAAGCUUCAUACAGCAUAUAACCUGUGAAAUACUUUUAAAAUAACAUAAGAAGGAAUAUUACACAGGUUCUCUUUUGGCAUGUGCUACAUGCCAGAAUACGUGGCAUCCUUACUUUUCAAUAACUGAAAUCCUUACUUUUCAAUAACUUCUGUUUCCUUUUGCUUCCAACAACUAUGUCUUUGUAGCUUGUUACUUUUCCUCAUUUAACUGAUUCUUGGCAAUUUGUGAUCCUCCUUCCUACGAAAGGUCUCCUUCACACUUCACUCCACAGCGUGAUUGCUUCCCUGCGUAAGCUGUUGGUGACACAACACACAAAAUACAGGAUUUUCUAUGUACAAUCCAUGCCAACAGGCUUUGCUUCCAAGGUCAGGCCUUCAUCCUAAGCAAAUUGUUCUGCUUGGUCUCCUGCAAACCCAGUCCUUGCCCAGCCCCCUUCCCUUGCCUGAUCAUUAGUGAAGGAACAGGAAAAGCAGUAGAUUUUGGGAAGAGAAGGUAGUCUCAAAUCACUGAUAAAUUGACCUGAUGCUGACUUUCACUAUGCAUUUGCUUAUAUUUCUGUAACACAGAGCAGAACAAGAAAGAGAGUCCAGCUGCAGUUAGGGCAAACAACGAUUCCCAGCUUCUGGGGGAAGCAUAAAAUAAAUAGUAAACUAUUAUACCAAUUAAAAUGGCAAAAUGAUUGUGGAUUAAUAUCCUUCAUGUCUUCUAAACCUGAUAACUUAGAUCUCCCAGAAGCAGUGGUUUAGCAUAGAGAGGAGACUGAGGGGAUACCUUAUCACUGCCUAAACUACCUGAAAGGACGUUGUAGAGAGGUGGGUGUUGGUCUCUUCUCGCAAGUGACAGGUGAUAGGAUCACACACACAGAAUCACACAGAAUCACAAGGUUGGAAAGGACCCAUUGGAUCAUCGAGUCCAACCAUUCCUAACACUCCCUAAACCAUGUCCCUAAGCACUUCAUCCACCCGUUCCUUAAACACCUCCAGGGAAGGCGACUCAACCACCUCCCUGGGCAGCCUGUUCCAGUACCCAAUGACUCUUACUGUGAAGAAUUUUUUUCUGAUAUCCAACCUGAACCUCCCCUGACGGAGCUUCAGGCCAUUCCCUCUAGUCCUGUCCCCUGUCACUCGGGAGAAGAGGCCAGCUCCCUCCUCUCCACAACCUCCUUUCAGGUAGUUGUAGAGAGUAAUAAGGUCUCCCCUCAGCCUCCUCUUCUCCAGGCUAAACAACCCCAGCUCUCUCAGCCGCUCCUCAUAAGACUUGUUCUCCAGCCCCCUCACCAGCUUUGUUGCUCUUCUCUGGACACGCUCCAGAGCCUCAACAUCCUUCUUGUGGUGAGGGGCCCAGAUCUGAACACAGUACUCGAGGUGCGGUCUCACCAGUGCUGAGUACAGAGGGAGAAUAACCUCCCUGGACCUGCUGGUGACCCCAUUUCUGAUACAAGCCAAGAUGCCGUUGGCCUUCUUGGCCACCUGGGCACACUGCUGGCUCAUGUUCAGUCGGCUGUCAACCAGCACCCCCAGGUCCUUCUCUUCCAUGCAGCUCUCCAGCCAUUCUUCCCCCAGUCUGUAGCGCUGCAUAGGGUUGUUGUGCCCCAAGUGCAGGACCCGGCAUUUGACCUUGUUAAACCUCAUCCCAUUGGUCUCGGCCCAGCGGUCCAGCCUGUUCAGAUCCCUUUGCAGAGCCUCCCUACCCUCCAGCAGGUCGACACUUCCUCCCAGCUUAGUGUCAUCUGCAAACUUGCUAAGGGUGCACUCGAUGCCUUCAUCCAGGUCAUUGAUAAAGACAUUGAACAGAGCUGGACCCAGUACUGAGCCCUGAGGAACUCCACUUGUGACUGGCCUCCAGCUGGAGUUAACUCCAUUGACCACCACUCUCUGGGCCCGGCCAUCCAACCAGUUUUCAACCCAGGAGAGCGUGCGCCUGUCCAGGCCAGAGGCUGACAGUUUCUGCAGCAGAAUGCUGUGAGAAACUGUGUCAAAGGCUUUACUGAAGUCCAAGAAGACUACAUCCACAGCCUUUCCCCCAUCCAGUAGUUGAGUGAUUUUGUCAUAGAAGGUGAUCAGGUUAGUUUGGCAAGAUCUGCCUUUUGUAAACCCAUGUUGACUGGGCCUGAUCACCCGGUUCUCUUGCAUGUGCUUCAUGAUAGCACUCAAGAUUACCUGUUCCAUGACUUUCCCUGGCACUGAGGUGAGACUGACAGGCCUGUAGUUCCCCGGAUCCUCUCUGCAACCCUUCUUGUAUAUGGGCACAACAUCAGCCAGCCUCCAGUCUAGUGGAACUUCCCCAGUCAGCCAGGACCUCUGGAAGAUGAUGGAUAGGGGUUUGGAAAGGACAUCCGCCAGUUCCUUCAAUACUCUUGGGUGGAUCCCAUCCGGCCCCAUAGACUUGUGGGCGUCUAGCUGGGCAAGCAAGUCUCUAACCGCCUCCUCCUGAAUCACGGGAGCCUCAAUCUGCCCCUCUAACUCUUGGAUUUGUAAACAGAAGGAACAACUUCCUUUGCUAUUAAAGACUGAGGCGAAGAAGGCAUUAAGUACCUCAGCCUUGUCCUUAUCCCCUGUCACUGUUAUUCCUUCUGCAUCCACUAGAGACUGGAUAUUCUCCCUCGUCCUCCUUUUCCUGUUAAUGUACUUGUAGAAAGACUUUUUGUCUUUCACAGACUUAGCGAGUUUUAAUUCUAGUUGGGCCUUGGCCCUCCUGAUUUUUUCCCUGCACGAUCUCACUUCGUCCCUGUAGUCCUCCCAAGAUGCCUCAA